Molecule: messenger RNA, 1068 nt
Organism: Brenthis ino (lesser marbled fritillary)
Lineage: Eukaryota; Metazoa; Arthropoda; Insecta; Lepidoptera; Nymphalidae
Source: the annotation of a GenBank genome assembly
AUGAAAUGUGUGAAGUUAAAUCUACAAGAAAGAUCCAAAAUGAAAUGCAAUAAACCGAAUAUUGAUAAACCAAGAAAAUUUUGUCAACAACGUAUGGUCAAUCCGGAGCAUGAGGAAGAUCCACGAUGGAUCGAUGUUUAUGACAGAUUUUAUUGCAACGAUUAUCAAAGUUACGACUUGAAUGUGACAAGUAGCAGCCAAAUUCAGCAAUGCCACGAAGAUCUAUUUCUUUCCGUACAAAAUUUACAGUUUCAAGGCACUGUCGAUCAACACAGGAAAGUACGCUCAAGUUUUAAAUAUAAAAGUUUAUCUAAUUGUCAUAAGCAUAGAAUGUUUGUAAAGCAAAUUGUAGAUGAGUGUAAUCAAUACAGUGUAACCCGUUCGUCGGAACUUAGCGAUUAUGUUGAAGAUUAUACCAAGUAUAUUUCAAAUAAUGAUCAGUCGAGAUCAUCUUCAGCCAAAUCUAGCAUUGUUUUAUUUUGUUUAAACAAUAAACGUAAACAAAAUAAAUGUGUACAAGUAGAUAUAAAAAGUCAUGAGACGAGAAAGAAACCAAAGAUAGAAAGGGGAAAAAGAUAUCAAAGAGCACAUCCUAAGUCAGGUCUCAUUUUGAAGGCUUCUGAUGAGAGCGUUAAUACGGAAGAUACGAAAGUUGCGUUUCAUAAAAAUGGAAAGAGAAAAAGCUUAACAAUUUCUAGAACAGAAAGUCCCGCAACCGUUCAAGUUAUCAGAGUAGAUGUCGUCUGUAAUAAUAGCUGUAGUUCCUCGAUAUCUGAUUACGAUAAAAGUGAGAAACAAUAUUCACAUGAUCUAAAUCAAGAGGACAAUAAAAAUCAAAUGAAUGCAAACCAAAAGUCUCAACUCAUUAAAAAAUAUAUGCUAACGAACACUGUUAAAACUUUGGAGGAGAAAGUAUCUGGCAGUAAGGUCACUUUAAUGUUGGAGGUCACCAGAGCCCUGGCAAAUGUGACACGGCCGCAACGAAAGGAUUGGUACGCCAUGGACCACCCCGCCCGAUGGGGUGUAUGUGUACCCGAAUUUAUAGGUGUGAGAGAUGGAACUUCAGGG